AUGGUCAAGACCUGGCGCAGGCUUUCUGAUCAUGACACUCCCAAAUCUGAUGAAGAAAAAGAAGCCGCCGAAGUAUUCAAGGAGGUCCAUAUUGAAGAUGACAAGGCUUCCACGAAUGAAAGCGUCAAGGAGAAUGCAAAGGCCGUAGAGCCAACGGACGUGCCUGAUAUGAUCUGGAACAUUUACAAUUCUGUCACUGCGUGCGCGAAUUGCGAUCUUCUAGUCACUUCGGCGUCGCACUGGUAUUUCUGUCGAUCCUGCCCUCACAUGGUCUUGUAUCCAGCCUGCUACCGUAAUAUCCAGAGCAGCAAUCAUGCUCCGCGGACUUGUAAUUCUCAGCAUGAGUUUUACUAUACUGGCAAACGGCUUCGAUUUUCUGAAUGUGCGGAAGAGGGCAUGAUUCGCCUCACGAGCAUCGACUCUGACGAGGUGAAGAUAUUGUGGGUUGAGGAAUGGAAGGAUAGGUUGGCAGAGAAAUGGGGAACGAAGGAGUUUGAGUUUGAAGGUGGAUUGUCGUCUUGGUGUAUGCAGGUGUUGCCAGAGGUGCAGAGGGAGAGAUGGGCUACAUUUUUCAAGGUAUAA
Molecule: messenger RNA, 582 nt
Organism: Talaromyces stipitatus ATCC 10500
Lineage: Eukaryota; Fungi; Ascomycota; Eurotiomycetes; Eurotiales; Trichocomaceae
Exons: 2
Coding region: 1-582 (193 amino acids)
Source: RefSeq, a predicted model, not a curated record